This is a messenger RNA of Dicrocoelium dendriticum, 559 nucleotides long. NCBI's taxonomy places the organism in Eukaryota, Metazoa, Platyhelminthes, Trematoda, Plagiorchiida, Dicrocoeliidae. The record is from the annotation of a GenBank genome assembly.
AUGGGUUUAAACUGCUCCCCUAUGUUUUGUAAUUACGCAGAUUCGGUGGAAUACGAGGUAGAAGACGUCGAUGAAACGGAAGCUGCGGAACUGGACCCAAGUCAGGCGACUGGACAAAUCAACAAAGGAGACAGAAAACAAUCGAAUGAAAGUCGGACAAACUUACAAGGUGACGAAGAAGCAGCGAACUGUGAAGAAGGUGGAGGAAACGAAGAGCAGGAGAAUGAAUCUUGUGAACACAGAAAGCAGUCAACACAAGGCUUAACAAUACAGCAAGCAAAAGAAGAGGAAGCUAAGCCGGAUGUUGGAAUAGAUGAAGAACAGACUGUGGACUCCAGUGAUAACAGAGACAGUUAAAAUGCGUGAGAAGACAGUCUCCAUCUUAUCGUCAUACAAACGCUUGACUCUUCGCGAUUCUCAACGGUCUCACAUGGACAGCGACUGUCUCUAGACGAGGCAACCGAAAACCACCGAUUUGCGUCAACCACGUGUAUGACUUAUUCCUUUCACAAAAGCCCAAUUAUCUCAGAUGCACUUGAUGCUAUGCAACACAUUUCUC